AUGGAGUUCAUUUUGGCGAUUCAAGAAACAAAAUUGGGGGCUACGUCUAAUUUUAUGUUUAAUGGAAUUUGGGGUCGGUCGGCGUAUCAGUUGGAAUGUGUUCAUGCAGAGGGUAGAUUCGGGGGGAUUAUGUCUCUUUGGAACCCGAGUAUGUUUGAUUGUGAUAAUGUGAUUAAAGAUCGGUAUUUUUUAGUUUUGUCCGGAGUUCUGAACCAGUUAGGUGUCCGGAUUAAUUUGGUAAACAUAUAUGCGCCUAAUGACGCUUCUGUGAGAAGAAACUUAUGGGUAAAGUUACUGAAUAUGAAGAAUUCACUCCAAGGUUUAUGGGCUUUCAUGGGGGAUUUUAAUGAAGUUAGGGACGAGACUGAAAGGCUCAAUUCUGAAUUCAUAGCCUCGAAUGCGGAGGCUUUUAAUCAGUUCAUUUUAGCGGCGGGUCUUUCUGAAUUCAAUAUGGGGGGCAGCAAAUUUACGUACAUAUCUGACCGCGGAGAUAAGUUAAGUAAGCUGGAUCGUUUCCUUGUUUGCCUUGGUAUUAUGGAGAGAUGGCCGACGGCGUCGGUUCUAGCACUUAACCGGGAUGCGUCGGACCAUAGACCCAUUUUAUUGUCCACCGUCCCCUCGGACUUUGGCCAUAUCCCUUUUCGGUGCUUUAAUUCAUGGAUGGAAAUGCUGGGUUUUGUGGAAUUAAUAAAACAAUUAUGCCAAAGUUUUGUUUUUAAUGGCCCAGCGGACAUGGCUUUAUCAGUUAAACUUAGAUGGCUAAAAAACAUCAUCAAGGCUUGGUUGAAGGUGGAACGAGAAAAAUCAUAA
Molecule: messenger RNA, 810 nt
Organism: Helianthus annuus (common sunflower)
Lineage: Eukaryota; Viridiplantae; Streptophyta; Magnoliopsida; Asterales; Asteraceae
Exons: 1
Coding region: 1-810 (269 amino acids)
Molecular function (GO): catalytic activity
Source: RefSeq, a predicted model, not a curated record